Lytechinus variegatus (green sea urchin) is the source of this 2888-nucleotide messenger RNA. Its product is annotated as stabilizer of axonemal microtubules 2-like. The record is from RefSeq and is a predicted model, not a curated record. The transcript has 4 exons. Gene Ontology annotation, biological process: microtubule anchoring. Gene Ontology annotation, molecular function: microtubule binding. NCBI's taxonomy places the organism in Eukaryota, Metazoa, Echinodermata, Echinoidea, Temnopleuroida, Toxopneustidae. The coding region runs from base 288 to 1706 and encodes 472 amino acids. Gene Ontology annotation, cellular component: centriole; ciliary basal body; cytoskeleton.
GAUGUACUGUGUACGCAGACGAUCGAGCCGAUCGUAGGUGUUGGCCUGACAACGUGCUAAACAACGCCAGCGCCAGCCGAAUUUUUCCCUCGCGACCACCGGAUCUCGUAUUUCACUGUGGGGUGCAGUAUGAUACCGCACAUUCAUUACACCUAAACUUGACUUUCAUCCAUGUUAGGAAUCUUAUCGUAUACAGGAUAAACUCUCGGAGGAGAAAAUAAUCGAAAAAAUCACUCAACAGCGGGGUGAAUUUCGAACCAGAUUUUUUGGAUAUAUUUACUCCGAAAAUGACGAAGCGUUGUAUAUGCGAGAUCUGCACGUGCGGACGGCAUCGCUGUCCCCAUCGGCCAAAGGGUCCUCAGAAGGCCAAUGGACCCUGCACCAUCUCUGAAUACUCCAACAAGUACAAAGCAUAUCCAGGCAAUGGAAUGCGGGAAAAUUUCAAGCCCAAGGCCCAAAUGUUGAAGAGUGGCGAUCCUAUAUCCGAUGCUACAACAAACAGGCUUGAUUAUAUCCCGCAUGAAGUUGAAAGACCGGCCAUGCAUGUCCCAGAACAGUUCAAACCAAAAGAGGGUGACAUAGACCUCCUGACAUCCUACACUAAAGAUUACCCUCAUCGUAAAGCACAACCUGCUAAGAGUUACCGUGGCAACCAAACUAGGGCUGUAUCUCCUGGUGCAUUUAAGGGAACUCCAACAUAUGUUGACGACUACAGGAAGUGGAAUCUUCCUCCAAAGGAACAGCUGAAGGAUCAUCAUGCUUACAUCCCACCCAAUGCAGCUUUCGACGGUCUCUCUACAUUCACCAGGGAUUUUCCUGCUAAAAGGGCAGCAAUGAGACAGAGUAUGAAACCCAAUGAUGAGGCAAAGGUAUCAACUACUCCAUUUGAUGACAAGACAUCGCAUCGCAUGACAUACAUCCCUCAUGCAGCACAACCCAAGUUUGUUCCUACCAAACCCCAGUAUAAGAAGAAUCCUCACAAGUUUGAAGGCUUGUCGACUUUCCAGAGGGACUUUAACGCGAAGCAGGGGUAUGUCCCAGAAAGCUGUAAACCAAGCAACACACCAUUAAGGUCCGAUCAGCCAUUUGAUGACAACACUACAUUCAGGCAGUCCUACCAGAAGUGGGAUUUGGCACGUCCUUACCAACAUGUCCCCGAGGCAUGGGUGAAACCUGGUGGCCAAAUAGACUUGAACACUACACAUAACCUGGCAUUCCCGGCACACAAGGUCCAACCCGCCCUCCCGGUCCGCCCACACUCUGGCCGUCACGGACAAAAUGUCCCCUUCGAUGACAGAACCCAGUACAAUCAAGACUUCAAGAAAUGGAAUAGCGUACCAACAAGGCGAGGAGACCCAAGUCAACGGCCGUACGAGAGACCAUCGGUUCCAUUUGAGGGUAUGUCUCACUACCAGACAAACUACCUGGCAAAACAUGCACAUCCAGCAAAGAGCAUGGCUCCUGACAACGUUGCAAAUUUAAGCUCAGAGCCCUUUGAUGACCGUACCAACUACAAGGCUGAAUACAUCCCCAAGGAGUUCUCUCCGUGUCCAGCAAUAGACCUGAAGAAGAGCGGAUUCCAGUAUGCCGACGUCGAUAAUAGGGGUCAUCAGAUAUGGUUGAAGAACCAAACCAAUGGAUCCAUGCAGACAAUGCAGAAAACACCACCCCAGCAACUCAAUAUCGAUCAGCCAACGCUUGCAUGAGGCUUGUGCUGAAAGCUCUAAUGAGAAGUUCAUGUACAAAAUAGUUACAUAUUUUACUGUAUCAUAACUGUUGCCAAAGCUUCUAAAGACUUAAAGUCCAAGUGAAUAUUUUGAAAUAAAUUUUGUAUAUAAAGAAUGUACAUUGCAGAGAUACAAAAAUAUCAACAAGUUGGAAAGUGUGUUCCCAAUGAGUUGGAGAUAUAUACUUGUGUGUAACAAUGAUACAAGACAUUGGCAUGAUAUACCAAUAAUGAAACAAAGUAAUGAAGUAAAUAUAACAAUUGUAAAAAUAUUAAUAGACUUGAUAAUGGCUUGCCAUCGAUCAACAUAACAGCAGUAUGCUGAAAUCAUAUUUCAAAUAGUUACUAUGUAUUAUGAAAAUAAUUUAUUGAAUUUCUUUUAAUAAAAAGUUGAAGUAUAUUUAUACCUAGAAGUACAACUUCAUAUAAAAUCUGUUAGCUGUAGAGAAACUUAGAAUAAAGCUGCAACCAGCAUUAGGAUACUCAUGAUAUAUUCAUAUUCAUAAUUUUUCAUACCCAUUUAAAGAACAGAUAAGGUUCAUUCUUAAUCGGUCAUUUGUUGCUAUGUCAACAAAUAAUAUCUUUUCAUGUUUAAUUUCACCUGUUAUAGUUAUAUUUAGACAUUGAUAGCUAAACUGAGACAAUCACAACACUGAGACAACACUUUGAUUUGUAAUUAAUAAUUGAUCGAUGGCAAAGUACUUGUAUGUGACAUCUCCAGGGAUAAUAAUGUGUUUGGCUUGUUACUAAGGAAGGUGUGAAUAGGAUGGAAUUAACCCACAGAUGAAAGCUUGCCUCAGUGGGGGAUGUCAAGUAUUAUGGAUCCCUAAAAUAGCUCAGGGCAUUGUAUUAUUACCCAGGAUUUGAUUUUUGUUCUAAAUGUUUGGGUUCUUACAUGUACUUACGAGAGUACAUGCAUUUCUGCUGGAUGAAAUUAAUAAGUACUCAAAUAGUACUAAAAACAUUGCAGUGAAACAUCUUCAGUUAUAACUCAACUUGUGAAUUUGCUAAAUGGAAUGUUGAAAUAUGUGAAUACAAUGUAAACUCACAUGUACUUAUAAAGUGAGUUUGUAAAUCCUAAUGUAUUGACUUUGGCUGUUAUAUAUCUUGACUUUGUAAGAAUAAUUAUGGUUAUUUACAGGUUACUGAACACUGCAUACUU